AUGAUGUCAGCUACAGAAAAGCAAAACCAAACCUACAUUACAGAAUUCAUCCUCCUGCAAUCCAGUGAUUUACCUGACCUUCAGGUUGCUCUAUUCCUGCUCUUCCUGGUGAUCUACAUGGUGACAAUGAUGGGGAACAUUCUCACCCUCGUGUCGGUGGUGGCUAAUCAGCAUCUCCACACCCCAAUGUAUUUCUUCCUCAGCUACAGCUCUACCAUCCUGCCCAAGCUGCUGGCCAGCUUCCUGACAUGUGACAGAAGUAUUUCCUAUAGCAGCUGCAUGACACAGUUUUUCAUAUUUGCUUUUCUAGUUGGGCUUUGCAUAGCACUAGCUGCAGGGCCCUGGUUAAGUGGUUUUAUGGUCAGCUUGUUCACAUUGUUGAUGUCACAGAUGGUGUACUGUGAUUGCAGUGAGAUUGACCAUUUCUUCUGUGAUUUCUCCUCUGUGAUAAAAUGCUCCUGCAGUGGCACAUUUCUGAUAGAAGUUGUAACAUCUUUGAUGUCUGCUACCUGUACUAUGCUGCCCUUUCUUCUCACUGUAGCAUCCUAUAUUUUAAUCAUCAUCAUAACCCUAAGAAUCACUUCAGCUACAGGGAGGCAAAAGGCAUUUUCUACAUGCUCCACUCACCUCAUUGUGGUCAUUACUUUCUAUUCAACUCUCAUCCUUGUCUACAUGUUACCAAAAACUUACAAAUUCACAGCUUUAACAUUGUUCUCUGUAAUCUACACUGUGGUGACACCCACGGUGAAUCCAUUUAUCUACACCUUAAGAAAUAGAAGUCAGAUGAGCCUUGGGGAAAGAAGUCCAGGCAUUUAUGGAUUUAUAUAA
Molecule: messenger RNA, 828 nt
Organism: Pelecanus crispus (Dalmatian pelican)
Lineage: Eukaryota; Metazoa; Chordata; Aves; Pelecaniformes; Pelecanidae
Source: RefSeq, a predicted model, not a curated record